Messenger RNA from Epinephelus fuscoguttatus (brown-marbled grouper), 1309 nucleotides. Its product is annotated as medium-chain acyl-CoA ligase ACSF2, mitochondrial-like. The transcript is spliced from 9 exons. Gene Ontology annotation, molecular function: medium-chain fatty acid-CoA ligase activity. The record is from RefSeq and is a predicted model, not a curated record. Bases 1 to 924 code for a protein of 307 amino acids. Lineage: Eukaryota; Metazoa; Chordata; Actinopteri; Perciformes; Serranidae. Gene Ontology annotation, biological process: fatty acid metabolic process.
AUGUACCACUGCUUUGGCUCUGUGACUGGAGGGGAUGAGUAUGGCAGUACAUGGCAUCACACUGGUCUUCCCUUCCCUGGCUACAACAGCCGAGCCAACCUAGAGGCCAUUCAGAGUGAAAAGUGCAAUUUUUUCUAUGGCACUCCCACAAUGUACAUUGACAUGCUCAGCCAACCAGAUUUACACAAGUACGAUUUGUCAUCAGUUGAAGCUGGCCUCAUGGGAGGUUCUCCGUGCCCUCCUGAGGUUGUGAGAAGACUGAGAACAGACAUGAACAUGAAAGAAAUAACGUGUAUUUAUGGAACCACUGAGAACAGCCCCGUAACAUUUCUGGGAUUUCCACAAGACAACGAGGAGCUGAAGAUAAAUACUGUUGGAUGUAUCAUGAACCACACUGAGGCCAAAGUGGUGGACCCUGCUACUGGGGAGAUUGUCCCUCUGGGGGCCUCAGGAGAGCUGAUGAUCAGAGGCACCUGUGUGAUGCAUGGAUACUGGGAUGAUCCUGAGAAGACCAGAGAGGUUAUCUCCCAAGACCGCUGGUACAGGACUGGUGACACGGCCAGUCUGAACAGUCUGGGAUACUGCCGCAUUGAGGGACGCAUAAAGGACUUGAUCAUCAGAGGAGGGGAGAACAUCUACCCUGCUGAGAUAGAGCAGUUUCUCUAUUCACAUCCCAAAGUACAGGACGUGCAGGUGGUUGGAGUGAAAGAUGAGAGGCUGGGUGAGCAGGUGUGUGCCUGCAUCAGGCUGAAGGAGGGCCAGACCUCCAGUGCAGAGGAAAUAAGAGCAUUCUGCAAAGGCCAGAUUUCUCACUUCAAGAUCCCACACUAUGUGAUGUUCGUAGACAGCUACCCUCUGACAGCUAUAAGAAAGGUGAAGAAGAAUGUAUUAAAGGAGGAAAUUGAGAAGAAAUUAAGCCUUUAAUUUUGUCUGAGUAACUCCUUGCCUGUAGGUGGCACUGCAGGCUCCAUCAUGUCAAGCUGUAAUAAUUCAAACCAACUAUUGUUCAGUAUGUAAAUAUUUGCACAUUUUAUCAUGAUAUUUUUAUUAAAAUUGAUAAAAAUCAGUUUGACUUCAAACAGAAUUUCUACAAGCAAGGUUUAAGCAGAGUCACACAGUAUUUUUAAAAUACUACAGCAAAUUUUCUGCCUCUGCAUUUAAGCAUAAAUGAGUAUUAUGGGAUAUUUCUGCUAUUUUCACCCUAGCCUAUAAAUUUGGGACAAUGUUUCCAUACUUCUGUCCAAGACGGUGUUAACAGGUUAAGUGUGAGUGUGAUGGUUUAAUAAAUAUAAGCAUAUUUUUGUAUAAA